Messenger RNA from Manihot esculenta (cassava), 2055 nucleotides. Its product is annotated as PLASMODESMATA CALLOSE-BINDING PROTEIN 3. Bases 733 to 1611 code for a protein of 292 amino acids. The record is from RefSeq and is a predicted model, not a curated record. Lineage: Eukaryota; Viridiplantae; Streptophyta; Magnoliopsida; Malpighiales; Euphorbiaceae. The transcript has 3 exons.
UUUAACCUUUUCCAUCUCAUUCACUUUUCCCCCUUCCUUUGCACCUUGUCUUGCUUGCAAAAUUUAGCUACCAAGUGCCUCCUUUCUCAAGUUUUCUGAUAUUCCCAGGCUUCUCUCUUUCCGUCUCUCUAUGAUCCAAGAAAGCUUUGAUUCUUCAAGUUUUAUUUAUAUAACUUGUGCAAGAAUGAUAUUUAAACUCUUCUUUGCAUUAACUCCUCUUAGCUUCUCUAUCAUUGUUCUUGACAAGCAAGGAAAGUUCUAAAACAUUUUAGAAGCAGCUUAGAGAUAUGGGUUCUGAAGUUGUUCAAUAUCUCAUCAUCUUCCUCUUCUAUCUUUUCCUCAUCUCAGGUGAUUAAUUUGCACUCACUUGUGAGUUUCAAUUUCUUAGCUACAUUUAGAUAACAUUGUAGGCACAGGUUCAUCUAAUAAUACGACUAUUCUAUGUAUAACUAGCAUACAAUAGUUGUAUUAUAAUCAUCAAUCAUGCUGAAUUUCAUAUAGAUAUCAUUAUUAAUCUAGUUACCUCAUAGAAAUUGAUGAGUAACCAGCAGGAAGGAGAAUGGCUAGUAGGCCUCCCACUUCAGGUGAAUUAACAUAGGGGAGAGAAAAUUGCUACGAGUCCAAUAUUGGCCCCUUAACUUCACAUGCAUUGUGAACAUUUGAACUCAAUUUUCUGUCUUUCUGAAAUGAUCUUGUUUCGUUUUCUGCUGCAAGUAUCAUAUAGAGCUGUUCAUGAAAUUUUCUUUAGUAAUUCUGCAGCUCCUUUUCAUCCUUUUAACACAAGAAAAUAUAAGCUUAUCUUGCUUUUUGAUUGCUUCAGGUUCAAGUGUUGCAGAAACGCCUCCUCUGGAAGCAAUCCAGGAAAACAGAAUCGCGGACCACCGAGAAAAUCAAAUACUUUUCUCGUCUCCAGUGUUCACCACUCAACUAGACACGAUGGGGACGGUUCCCAUUGUGAAUCCAACAACUCCUGGUACAACAAGCCCAAUUGUAAAUCCGAUAGAUUCGCCUCCAGCACCAACUGCAGUCACGACGACCCCGCCAACAACCCCAGACACUACAACUCCGACCACCCCAGCCACUACAACUCCGACGUCAUCAGGAGGGGCAUGGUGUAUUGCAAGUCCAACUGCUUCAGAAACUGCUUUACAGGUAGCUCUUGACUAUGCUUGCGGUUAUGGGGGUGCAGACUGUUCAGCAAUUCAACCAGGUGGAAGUUGUUAUAAUCAAAACACUGUUCGGGACCAUGCUUCUUAUGCCUUCAAUGAUUACUACCAGAAGAAUCCAAUUCCUACCAGUUGUGUCUUCGGUGGAACUGCACAACUUAGCAGCACUGACCCAAGUAAUGGUAACUGUCACUAUGCAUCGGCCCAUUCAACUCCCAGCUCAAGUCCACCACCCCCAACCACUCCAACCACUCCAACCACUACAACCCCAACUCCGACUACGAUGACACCACCAAUAACAACCACACCUGGCGGACCAACAAUCUAUGGUGUAGCGGAACCAACAGGCUUGCCCAGCUCAGCCACCUCUGUUUCAUUUAGUUUACUGCUCCUCUGUUCCACAACAGCUAUUGUGGGAUCACUUCUUGCAGCAAACAAUUUCUAAGCAUACGGAAUUGAAGUUUAUUGCUUGCCUAAAUGAGAUCGCAGUUUCCUUCUUGGUUGCCACCAUUCUUCAUCAAUUUCUAAGCAGGCAGUGAGAAUCAACAUUGACGUUUUCUCAAGGCCUCAUUCUCACCAUAAAAAUCCAUUUGCUAUACUACUCCUAAUGUACGCAUAUUAGUUGAUUAAGAAGCCCACAGAAAAUGAAGAGGAGCAUAGAACGUCUUAGGUUCUUGUACUUGUAGACAAGUUAGAUUAGUUGCUCUCUCUUCAGUUUUAGCAUAAUAAAGUAUUAGAUAAAGCUUCUUUGGCCUUAGAACUACAUAAACAGACAAGAAUGGUGUCCUUGUUAUUGGCUACCUCAUGAAUUUAUUUAUGAAUGAGCAUACCAAGUGCAACGUUCAAGUUUCAGAAAAUAAAGAUUAGAAGUGGACUUUAUUAACCCAAA